CUGAGCCCAGGCCGCGGGCCGCCGAGGACCCAGCGAGGGCUGCGCGGUAAACUGUCGCCGUUGUCACUCCGGACGCGGAAAGAAUUCAGCUUCCUACCCAAGCAAAAUGAGGAUUUUUUUGGUAGAACCUGCCAUCUGCCUUAGUGCAUUUGCUACGACUUUGAGCAGUCCACUGGUAACACAAUAUGUGUACAGGAGGAUAUGGGAAGAAACAGGCAACUACAGUUUUGCAUCUGAUAGCAAUAUUUCUGAGUGUGAAAAAAACAAAAGCAGCCCAAUUUUUGCAUUCCAGGAGGAAGUUCAGAAAAAAGUGUCUCUUUUUAAUCUGCAGAUGGACAUAAGUGGGUUAAUUCCUGGUCUAGUGUCUACGUUCAUACUUCUGUCUCAUAGUGAUCAGCAAGGACGAAAAUUCCCUUUGAUUUUAUCUUCUGUUGGUGCCCUUGCAACCAGUGUUUGGCUCUGUUUGCUUUCCUAUUUUGCCUUUCCAUUCCAGCUUUUGAUUGCAUCUACCUUUAUUGGUGCACUUUGUGGCAAUUAUACCACAUUUUUUGGAGCCUGUUUUGCCUACAUAGUUGAUCAAUGUAAAGAACAGAAACAAAGAACAAUUCGAAUAGCUAUAAUUGACUUUAUACUUGGACUUGUUACUGGAUUAACAGGACUGUCUUCUGGCUAUUUUAUUAGAGAACUAGGCUUUGUAUGGUCGUUUUUAAUUAUUACUAUGACUCUUACUGUUAACUUGAUUUAUAUUUUAUUUUUUCUUGGUGAUUCAAUGAAAGAGUCUUCAUCUCAGAAUGUUUCCAUAUCAUGUAGUGAAAGUUUUAAAAACCUAUUUUACCGAGCUUACAUGCUUUUCAAAAAUGCUUCUGGUGAACGACGGUGUUUGCUCUGUUUGUUACUUUUUACAACGAUCACUUAUUUUUUUGUGGUAAUUGGCACUUCUCCCAUUUUUAUCCUUUAUGAAUUGGAUUCACCACUCUGCUGGAAUGAAGUUUAUAUAGGUUAUGGAUCAGCUUUGGGUAGUAUCUCUUUUUUGACUAGUUUCCUAGGAAUAUGGCUUUUUUCUUACUGUAUGGAAGAUAUUCACAUGGCCUUCAUUGGAAUUUUUACCACCAUGGCGGGAAUGGCUAUGACUGCUUUUGCCAGAACAACAUUGAUGAUGCUUUUAGUCAGGCUGCCGUUCCUUUUCACUAUUGUGCCACUCUCUGUUCUACGGUCCAUGAUGUCAAAAGUGGUUCAUUCUACUGAACAAGGUACCCUGUUUGCUUGUGUUGCUUUCUUAGAAACACUUGGUGGAGUCACUGCAGUUUCCACUUUUAAUGGAAUUUAUUCAGCCACUGUUGCUUGGUACCCAGGCUUCACCUUUCUGCUGUCUGCUGUUCUGUUACUAAUUCCAGCUGUCAGUCUAUGUGUUGUCAAGUGCACCAGCUGGAAUGAAGAAGGCUAUGUACUUUGUAUACAAGAAGAAUCCAGUGAAGACACUUCUGACAGUUGAUUGAUUGUGAUUUUAAAAAGC
Ceratotherium simum simum (southern white rhinoceros) is the source of this 1513-nucleotide messenger RNA. RefSeq names its product solute carrier family 46 member 3 (gene SLC46A3). NCBI's taxonomy places the organism in Eukaryota, Metazoa, Chordata, Mammalia, Perissodactyla, Rhinocerotidae. Gene Ontology annotation, cellular component: lysosomal membrane. Gene Ontology annotation, molecular function: transmembrane transporter activity. The record is from RefSeq and is a predicted model, not a curated record. Gene Ontology annotation, biological process: vacuolar transmembrane transport.